Cuscuta epithymum is the source of this 5092-nucleotide messenger RNA. Lineage: Eukaryota; Viridiplantae; Streptophyta; Magnoliopsida; Solanales; Convolvulaceae. The record is from the annotation of a GenBank genome assembly.
AGGCACAAAAGGGAGAUGUGGCGCUUCGCCUCUUCGAAAUGUCCCGCCUAAAAAAUGCUAUGGAGCGUAACGCAGAAAAAUGAAAAGAACAUCGCUCCAAGGUCAGCCUGUCGAGCGUCAGUGAAUGCGCACAAUCCUCGGUUUCGGAACCCUAGGCGCCGUGGCGAGAUGCCGACGUGGCAGAUUCAUUCCGAUGGGGAGAACACCUUCCGGUGGAAAUUGUCCGACCAAAAGCCAUCUAGCUGUGUCCUUGCUCCGCUUCCCCCUCCGGACUCUCAGCGCCUUCCCUCAAUGUCUGAUAUCUUGCACCGUCAAGAGAAGGCUUUCACAUUCCGAGAAGAAUUGGGGAAGUCCAUGGAAGUGAAGCAGACUUCUCUAGACAAAGCAGCAUCUGUUGUCCAGGAUGGACGCACCGCAGUAUUUGGAGAAUGCAGUGGUAGAGACAGUGGGACUGGUUCUCUGAAUUUCAUGCCCCACACAGACUCAGAUAAUGCAAUCAAUCGUUAUAAACAUGCUUUUCAAAAUGGUGCAGGGAAAUCAGUAAAUACUUCGUUGUCAUUGUUUCAAACAGGGUCCGGUAAAGCUGUCACUAUAUCUCCAGCAGGGCUUGUAAGAGCCAGAAAGUUGUUGAACUUGAAUGAAACAGAGAGGUUUCAAGACUUCGAGCAGACAAACAAACAGUCAAAUUAUUAUGACGAGCCUUAUGAAUGGCAAUGUUCAUCUCCUUUACGAAAGAAUACUGAUGGGGAUAUUCCAGAUUAUUUGCACUCUGCACCUAAACCACAUCCGAUUAAGUUUCAAACAGCUGGUGGGAGAUCAAUUUCUGUUUCUAGUAGUGCAUUGAGUCGAGCAAAAAAACUGCUUGGAGAUCCAGAGGAUAGCUGUGCUCUAGAGGAUAAAGAUUCAGCUUCUCCUAUGUUUUCAUUUUCUGAUGAAAGAAAAUCCAACUGUAACCUUUCAACUAUUAAACGUCAGUCUUGUACUCCAUCGCAUCAACGGUCAACACACAGUGUAAGUUAUUCUGGAAGGUUUACAUCUCCCCUGAAGUCUACUCUACAGAAAAGGCAGUUGACCGUGAAGCUCGAUAAUAUCCAUCCAGCAAACAACUUAAUCAAGCAUUUUGAUGCAGUGGCAAAUGAUGGUGCAAACGAGUCACAUAAUGCUAUUCAUUGUUGUCAAAACCUUUUACAACAGAAAUCCAAUAUGUUGCCUCCGAGUUAUAAUGAAAAAGAUAUCUAUUCAAGUCACACAUCACCUCAAACAUCACUUCGAACAUCAUCAAUUGGGGUACUAACUGACAUCUCAAACACUACUGCUGUUGGACGUCCAGAUGGCACGCAGAAGAUUACUGAGAAGAGAAGACUUGGAAAUUGCUUUGUUUCUCCUUUCAGGAGGCCUCGCUUGGAAAAAUUUACUCCACCUCUGAACAAGAAUAUGCCAGUCAUUCAUAAUGGGAUGUCAAAUUUAGCACCAAAGGAAUCAACAUUUAAAGGAAGAGUUUCAGACUGGUACCCAUUUGAGGCUUCACGUUUGUAUAUGGAGGAAUACCUUGGAGAGCCCCCAAGAUUCCAAAGCAAGCUAGUAAAUGUUGGAGAUCAGGUGAGAAGAAUGAGUCCAGAAACAGCUGAGUCAUACCUGUUCCAUGAUGAACAUGGCUCUACCAGUCUGGGAGCAGAUGCUUUUUUCCUAAUGCUAUCUCACUGUGGAGCUUCACAUCAGUACUUUUCUAAAAUGUGGGUUGCAAAUCACUACAAGUGGAUUGUUUGGAAACUCGCAUCUUAUGAAAGAUGCUUUCCCGCCAAAUUUUCUGGGAAACUUCUGACAGUCUCUAAUGUGCUGGAAGAGUUGAAGUAUAGAUAUGAGAGGGAAGUACAUUAUGGCCAUCGAUCUGCAAUCAAAAGAGUUCUAGAAGGCGAUGCACCAUCAUCAUUGAUGAUGGUGUUGUGCAUUUCUUCCAUUGGUCCAGUUUAUGACACCAAAAAUAGACUUCAAGAUCGACCUAUUUCAUCUACAGGGAUUACUAUAAACUCUGCUUCAAAAAUAGAGCUAACUGAUGGGUGGUAUUCAAUUACUGCUGUUUUAGAUGGAGAGCUUUCGAAAAAGUUAGCUGCCAAAAAACUGUUUUUAGGCCAAAAACUCAGGAUCUGGGGAGCUGGCCUAUGUGGCUGGACGGGGCCUGUUUCACCUCUUGAGGCCUCAAAGGAACCUAGUUUAACAUUGCAUAUAAAUGGGACAUACAGAGCACAUUGGGCAGACCGCUUGGGAUUUUGCAAGGACAUAGGUGUUCCUUUAGCAUUUAAUUCCAUCAAAGGUGCAGGAGGUGCUGUCCCUAUCACACUGGUUGGUGUUACAAAGAUUUACCCCGUUCUGUACAGAGAAAGAUUAAGUAAUGGAGGAUACAUGGUGAGGAAUGAAAGAAUGGAAGCUAAAGCAAUAGAACAAUAUAACCAAAGAAGGUGUAAUGUUGCGGAGGGAGUAGCUGCUGAGUUUCAAAAGGAAAAUAUAGAUAUCAUUAUUGGUAAUGAUUAUGAAAGUGAAGAAGGAGCCAAACUCUUAAAGAUACUUGAGACAGCAGCUGAACCUGAUAUUCUUAUGGCAGAAAUGAGUGUAGAGCAGCUUAACUCAUUUUCUUGUUAUCAAGCUAAAUUAGAGGCCAAGAAACAGUAUCAUAUACAAAGAUCUCUCGACACAGCUCUGGAAGCUGCUGGUCUCACAACAACAAGAGAUGUCACUCCAUUUAUGCGAGUUAGAGUUGUUGGGUUAAUCCGCAAAAGUAGUCGACAAAAAAAUUCCCCAAGAGAAGGCUUAAUUACCAUCUGGAAUCCGACUGAAAAGCAGCAAGUGGAACUCACUGAGGGGCAAGCUUACGAAGUUUCAGGGCUUAUGGCUCAAAGCUCCGAUUCAAGCGCCCUUUAUUUGCAUGCAAAAGGAUCUACAUCAAAAUGGAAACCUUUAUCUCCCUCUGGAAUUCAACAUUUUCAGCCAUUUUUCAUGCCCCGAAGAUCAAUCUCAUUAUCUAACUUAGAUGAAGUUCCUGUAUCAAGAGAAAUUGAUAUUGCUGCACUGGUCAUUUAUGUUGGAGAGCUGUAUACAGUGGCUCAUCAAAAGAAACAAUGGGUGUUUGUAACUGAUGGAUCGAGAACUGCGUUGGAUACUUCAUUGUUGGCAAUUAGCUUUACUUUAGCAAACACCGGAAAUGAACUUUGUAAACUUGCUGGAUCAGUGGUGUGUUUCUUGAAUCUCACUAAGAAAGAUAAAGAUGGAACAAACCAUAUCUGGGUGGCUGAAGGGACAGAGAAUUCAACCUAUCACUUAAAUUAUGAUCACCCGCACUGCUCUCAUUUAAAUUGCUCCAUAGCUCUUCUCCAGGACUGGGUUAAGAAAUCUAGCUCGCGAAUCGAAAAAUUGAAGGGGAAAGUAUUGUCUAUUAUCAGCAAAUCAGUAGGAUAGGUGUUCAGGAGUGCUGCUGAUAGUCUGAAGUUAUCAAAGGUUAUCAGCCGCAUGGCUAAUUAACCCCUGCUCCCGUAAAAGCGACUUAUCUUUCAUUUCAUUUAAAUGUACAUUCUGAUGGUUACUAGUAAAAUCUCGAGCAACUGGCCUCAUUUAUUUGCAGGCUGCUUUUCUUUUGUAAAUUUAAAUAUUAAAGCUACUUAUUUCACGCUAUUUAAAUGUGCAUUCUGAUGGUUACCAGAACAUUACGUGUUCAGUGUACGGACAAUUAAGCGACUUAUGUAUUAGUACAAGUGCAAUUUCUCGAUAUAGAUGACUGGCCGUUUCUGGUUUUAUUAGGGUUGCGGAUUGGUUGGCUCCAGAUCAUAGGAAAGAAUUACUUGAACCGCCAUUUUUGGGUCUAGUUCCGGUCUACUCGGCUAGUCGGCUGGGCUGUUAUGUUCUCUCCGUUUCAAAUUAACAAUGACAAUUUAUAUGGGCUCUUAGACUAAAAAAUUGGUUCACUACCUAAAUUUUAUUGUAGCAGUGAAAAAGUAGUAAAAUAAAAAGAGGAUUUUGAGUUUGCACCCCACUUGUUGUGUGAUAUUGGACUUUGCAUCCCAUUUUCAAAAUUAGUAGUACAAUUGUCUAGAUACUGGCCGUUUGUGGUUUUAUUAGGGUUGCGGACUGGCUGGCUCCAGUUCAUAGGAAAGAAUUACUCGUAUCUUGAACCGCCAUUUUUGGGUCUAGUUCCGGUCUACUCGGCUGGGUUGUUAUGUUCUCUCCGUUUCAAAUUAACAAUGACAAUUUACAUGGGCUCUUAGACUAAGAAAUUGGUUCACUAUACCUAAAUUUUAUUGUAGCAGUGAAAAAGUAGUAAAAUAAAAAGGGGAAUUUUGAGUUUGCACCCCACUUGUUGUGUGAUAUUGGACUUUGCACCCCAUUUUCAAAACUUUUAGACUUUGCACCUCAUCUACAACAUUUUGCUUAUGGGGUGCAAAGGCAAAGACAUUUUAGGGGAAAUAGGGUGUAAAGUCUAACAGUUUUGAAAAUGGGGUGCAAAGGCAAAAACAUUUUAGGGGAAAUAGGGUGUAAAGUCUAACAGCUUUGAAAAUGGGGUGCAAAGUCCAAUAUCACCCAAAAAGCGCGGUGCAAAGUCAAAAUAUCCCAAAUAAAAAUGACAGUUUUUGGGUUAAUAGGCUGAAGAGGAGUGGCCCAUUACCCCUUAGCAAAGAAAACCCUCAAGGCCCAAUUUGGGAGCGACCCAGUAUGGAAGUCAGCUAGACGCUCGUCCAGUCAUCGAAGACGCCCAACUUCAGUAUCUUUGGCCAAAUAGAGCCAGGUGAUGGGCAAAGAGCCUCGGGGAGGAAAGCCAAUGUAGGCCGAGCGGUGCCAUGUCAUUGUGCUUACUUGGGCCACAGUCAGAAGACCCGGAGAAUGUGCUUGCCAAUCAUGAACCUCCAUAUCAUCCCCACCACUUAUCCCUUGGUAGUAUAAAUAGUAACAUUUAUUUUAUAGUUAGGAGUUGACAACUUAUAUUCUCUAGCAAUAGCAAUGAUCGCCCCUCUUACCAGCUCAGAUAGACGAUCGGGCUAGCGGGCUUGUGGUGACUGGUGAAGUGUGCUGUAAUAGACCCUUAUUAUUGAUUAAUAAAAUAUGGCCC